GGUCCUUAUUCCUUAAACGGCUAUCGAGUGAGGGUCUACAGACAAGACUCUGCCACCCAGUGGUUCACUGGAAUAAUAACUCACCAUGACCUUUUCACCCGCACUAUGAUUGUUAUGAAUGACCAGGUUCUAGAGCCACAGAAUGUUGAUCCUUCUAUGGUUCAGAUGACCUUUCUAGAUGAUGUUGUAUACUCGUUGUUAAAAGGUGAAAAUAUUGGCAUCACGUCCCGCCGCAGGUCGCGCUCCAAUCAGAAUAGCAACACAAUUCAUGGUCAUUAUACACGUGCACAAGCAAAUAGUCCCAGACCCGUGAUGAACCCUCAGAGCUCCACAAAACAGAAUCAGCACCGCAACGCCCGUUUAAACAAGAGGAAAGGUUCUGACAGCAGCAUGCCCGAUGAAGAUAGGAUUAAAGAAGAAAGAUUUGAUGGUACUGCUAGAGGAGAAAAUGUAAAAAGGAACAAACAUUUCCACAGCAAAAGGAGGAAACCUGAGGAGGAUGAGAAGAAAUUAAUUCUGAAAAGACUGCGCCCAGACAAUAUUUCUGACUACUCUGAGAGCAGUGACUCAGAAAAUUCAAAUAAAAGGAUAAUAGAUUCUUCCUCAGAGCAAAAUUCUGAGAAUGAGUUGAAAAGCAAAAACACUUCAAAGAUAAACGGAGACGAAGGAAAAUCCCAAAGUAGCGAGGGGGCUGAGGAACAGACACUAAUAGAUAGGCAUUCUCACUGGGACAAGAUACAGGAGGAUAAAAAGCAUCAAGCUGAAGCAGAGAGGCUGAAGCCAGCUGACUUGCCGCUCCAGAAAGAAAGCCCUCAAUUUCUCCUAUCCGAACAGACAGCACUUUAUGAGCAGAAUUCCAAUAAGCCACAGGCUCCAGAUAGCGUGGUCGAGAGGAACACUACGGAACUCUUACAGAUUGAGCCGCUGAUCAGUAAGCCUCCCACGCCAAAAAAUUCUAUUGUCUUAACUAAUGAAAACAGUUUGGACAAAGCAUCCCAGGAAAGCAUUUCAAGUAAGUUUAACACACAGCCCGCUGCCAAGAAGGAGCUGCAAGUCAGCGACCCGAAACAGCCGUUUGGCACCGUCGGUUUUUCCAGUACGAAGAAGCAGGAUUCUGAGCAUGGUUGGAAUGAUGCUUCCAAUAAAGCCGACUUGGCACUUUCCGGGGUGUUAAAAACACCCCAGUUGGUUAAUAAGGAGAUUAACGAUCGGGAUAAGAUCCACCAUACCUCAGUUAUUGGUAGCACAUCCUUAACUGACGAACAGAAGAGGCUUCAAAAACAGACUAUGGACGCUCUUAAGGCAAAGCCGCACGUGCCAGAGUCCUCUAGUAAAAUAAAGUAUAAUUCUUCUCCAGAUGUUUUAAAAACGCGGCCUGUCCAUUCUCCGGAUCCAUUAAAACUUAAAGCCACCUAUCACAAUAGCCAGAGUUCUGGGAUUGUGAGGACCUCAAGCAAAAUGGACUGCGACAUUCACAGGUCUAGUUUUCAUCCGGUGGUCGCACGAGUGAGCACUAUAGAAUCUACUAAGAGCCCACUCAUUAUUGACAAAAAUGAACAUUUUACAGUUUACAGGGACCCAGCGCUUGUUGGACCAGAGACUGCAGCUAACCACAUUUCUCCUUAUUUGCACCAGCACAAUUUUGCUCUUCAUUCUCCAGCUCAUCGAGCAUGUUUACCUCCAAACAGCCACCACCCAGCACUAACCGCUAACCCUCAUAUGUUAACAUCGUCCUCAAACCAAACGCCUAUGACUGCUAUUAGUGCUCAUCCGUUGGGCAGCACAUCGCAUCAUUCAGUCCACCAUCCUCACUUACUACCUACGGUGCUACCUGGUAUGCCUCCUGGCUCUUUGCUAGGGGGGCAUCCCCAGCUAGAGACUGCACAUGCCAGCAGCCUUAGCCACUUGGCUCUUGCACAUCAGCAACAGCAGCAAAUGUUACAGCACCAGCCACCUCAUCUCCUCAGCCAAGCUCACCCUCCAGCUUCGUAUAACCAGUUGGGACUUUAUCCAAUCAUCUGGCAGUAUCCAAAUGGAAGCCAUGCUUACUCUGGCCUUGGCCUGCCUUCUUCAAAGUGGGUGCAUCCUGAGAAUCAUGUCAAUGCAGAGGCCUCCAUUAGAAGGAGUACUGCAAGCCCAUGGUUACACCAGCCAACACCUGUGACUUCAGCAGAUGGUCUCCUGAUGGGUCACCUUCCUGUACGUCCCUCCAGUGCUGACCCUCACCGACCGCUCAAACUGUCUGCACAUUCAAGCCCUCCCUUAUCUAAACCAUCAGCAGAUCACCACAAAGAAGAUUUAGAGAAGAAAACCUACAGUGAACCCUUACGCUCAGUUACUUCAGCACCAGUGAAGAAUGAGCAUGAGCACAACCGGAUACAUUCGGGUAAAGAUAGCCAUACCCACAGACUUUAUAUGGAACCUGUUCUGAGCCACACCAAGAUGCAACGGUCAUCACUGGAGACCGCAGAGCGUCCAAACAAAUACAAGGAGGAACACCGAAGGAUCCUACAGGAAAAUAUUGAGGCUACUGCGUUUUCAGUGAAAAUGAAAGCACAUGAAAAUGAACGGGAAAGCUAUAGUAGAGUAACCCCUAUUGUGUCUUGCAGCCCCAAAAGCCACUUGGUAAAGCAUGAAAACAAUGUGGAGCGCCCUAUCUCAGAUCUAUACAAGAUGAAAACAUCAGUCUCUCAAAGUCUGCCCCAAAGUAAUUAUUUUACCACUUUAUCCAACAGUGUGGUGAACGAGCCACCAAGGUCAUUUGCACCCAAGGAAGCUGUAAAUGUUUUCUCUGAAAAGCAAAAUGUCAGCCCUUCUUCGACUAAUUCUUCUGCUAUUAAUUCCUAUUUGUCCAAACCACCACCUUUAAUUAAGCACCAACCUGAGGAUGGACCAAGCAGUAAACUAAAUGAGCAGCUUCCUCAGCAGAUGGCAACUCACACAAUUACAUCCUACAGAGGAGACAGUAGAAGCCCUACCCAAUUGUCCAUCACGUCUUCAAACACACUCCGAAGCAUGCCUGCCUUACACAGAGCACCUGUAUUCCAUCCUCCGAUCCACCAUAGCUUGGAGAGGAAAGAAGGAAGUUACAGUAAUCUUUCUCCACCCACCUUGACUCCAGUGCAGCCUGUAAGUACUGGAGGAAAGAUCCAGGAGCUUCAGAAACCACCUACCCUUGUCCCUGAGCCUAAGGAAGGUGCUACAACUUACAAGAAGAAUGCAGAGAAGGUCAUCCAGGAAGUAUGGAAAAGCAGCGAAAAGCAAAACCACAGUAAAAUUGACUGGCUGCCAGAAAAAAAUAAUGUGAAGGUACCGUCUGCAACCGCAUCUGUCAUUGUACGCCCACCAUCUAGUGCAAAGUAUGAUAACACGCCAGUAACUCAGGCUCUCUCCAAGGAUAGAGCUGGCGAAAGCUUCUCAGCUGGAAUCAAUCAACCUGAUUGCUCAAAGACCAUGGAAGCCAGAGAGACUGUAAGGAUUGGCCAGCCAAUUAUGAACUCAGACAGCACUCAUGUGCUGUUUGAGAAGAACUCUCACGCUCCUUCACACAGCAUUCCCAGUUUGUCUGCACCUGGAUCUAAUAUAAUGUGCAGUACAAAAACUGACGUGACCACCUCUGCCCCCACAACCACAAGUGUUUCGAGUUGCAGCGGAUCAGAAGUAACUUAUUCUUUAUCCAAUGCUGUCCCAGUCUGUACAAUGAUAGAAAGCACCAGUUCAUUGCCGGCAAGCCAAACCGCGGUACAACCUCAAGAGAGCAUUGUCAGCGCCUUAGCUUUAGCCACUCCAGCAAGUAGCAAGCCAGCAGUUCAGCCCAAUGCAUUGUAUCCCACGUCAAGUGAUUUCAUCCAUUUAAAAAAGCACAAGGCUGCCCUGGCUGCAGCCCAGUUAAAAAGCACUAAUGCAGUCGAUACAGAAACUAGUGCUGUGAAAACCCAAACUGUGCCACCUUCAGGCUCUCCAGAUAGCAGCACACCCUGCAGCUCCACAAACUCAUCAAGUUCUGUAGGCAAUGGGCAAGCCUCCCAAUGCAGCCAGCCAAAUUAUCACACGAAACUUAAAAAGGCAUGGCUUACUAGACAUUCAGAAGAAGAUAAAAACACCAACAAUAAGCCGGAAAAUGCUGGCAGCUCAAUAGUGUCUGAAAUCAUUAAGCCCUGUACUGUAAAUUUGAUUGCUUCGACCUCUAGCGAGCUGCAGAAUAACCUGGAUCUUCGAGCCCAGGACGACAAGUCUCCCAAGGAGGAUAGGCUUACAAGGAGGAGGGUGAAAAGGACUUAUGAAUCUGGCUCGGAAAGCGAGGACUCAGAUGAAAGCGAGAGCAAGUCUGGACAAAGGCUGAAACGUCAGCCCAAGCCAACAUACAAAAAGAAGCAAAAUGAUAUGCAAAGGCGAAAAGGUGACACAGACAAAGAGGACGAAAUAAAACCCAAUGGUAUUCUUAGCCGGAGUGCCAAGGAAAAAAGCAAACUAAAGUUACAGAGCAACAGUACCAGCUCUGGCAUACCUCGUUCAGUAUUAAAAGACUGGAGGAAAGUGAAGAAACUCAAGCAGACUGGGGAAUCCUUCUUGCAGGAUGACUCUUGCUGCGAGAUUGGGCCAAAUAUACAGAAGUGCAGAGAAUGCCGACUGAUCCGCACCAAGAAGGGCGAUGAGUCCACCCACUCUCCGGUUUUUCUGCCGAUUUUAUUACUUCCGAAGGUUAUCAUUCAGUAAAAACGGGAUUGUUAGAAUAGAUGGAUUCUCAUCGCCUGACCAGUAUGAUGACGAUGACGAAGCACUGAGCUUAUGGACACAUGAGAACUAUGAAGAUGAUGAUUUAGAUCUGGAUUCCAUAAAAUACGUCUUGGGCUACAUUGGAGAUAAAUUCUGUCAGAUGGUGACGUCUGAAAAAGCUGCUAUGUCCUGGGUGAAAAAAGAUGUGAAAAUAGCCUGGAAGAGAGCAGUGCGCGGUGUGCGUGAGAUGUGCGAUGCUUGUGAAGCCACCUUGUUUAACAUCCACUGGGUUUGCCAGAAAUGUGGAUUUGUGGUCUGUCUGGAUUGUUACAAAGCGAAGGAACGGAAAAGUUCUCGAGAUAAGGAACUGUACACUUGGCUGAAAUGUGUCAAAGGGCAACCUCACGAUUACAAGCACCUGAUGCCCACACAGAUUAUUCCAAGCUCAGUUCUCACUGAUCUUCUGGAAGCAAUGCACAGUCUCCGAGACAAAUUUGGGAUUAGGUCACACUGUCAGUGUGCCAUUAAACAGCAUUCACAGGUUGGCAAGCUACCUACACUGAAUGGCGUAUCACAGGUGCUGCAGAACGUUCUCAAUCACAGUAACAAGAUAUCUCUCAGCUUGCCUGAAUCACAGCAACAGAAUUCUCCUCAAAAACCGGAAACCAACGGUAAUGUGAGCCCUGGAAGUGACAGCAGCACGGAUAGUAAGCUGGCAUCCCCCGAAUCCCAUUCCUCGCUGCAUUGGCUAGCAGACCUGGCUGAACAGAAGGCCAGAGAAGAAAAAAAAGGAGAAUAAGGAGUGUCCAGUGGGAAAACAUAUCAAGGACGAACAAGAUGGUAACGAUAGUGUAAACUGCAAAUCCUCAUCACCCCCCACUCAGACCAACGAACAAGGCUCCACACUGAGAGACCUCCUGACCACCACUGCUGGAAAGCUGCGUCUGGGAUCCACUGAUGCCGGCAUUGCCUUUGCACCUGUUUACUCUGUAGGAAAUCCAAGUGGUAAGGGUGGAAGGUCCAUGCCAAACAUCUUGGAUGACAUCAUUGCCUCAGUGGUUGAAAACAAGAUUCCUGCCACAAGACCACCUAAACUCAGCAUAAAAACCGAGCCAAAGGAGGAAAUUCCCGAGAGCCGCAAGAUGUCCCAGGAUGAGAAUGCAAGGACUUACAGUGAUAUUCCGCAUUCUUGGAUCUGUGAUCGGCACAUUCUAUGGUUAAAGGAUCAUAAACAUAACUGCAACUGGAAGCUCUUCAGAGAGUGCUGGAAACAGGGCAAGACUGUUCUGGUUUCUGGGAACCAAAAGAGAAUGAAUGCAGGCUUCUGGAAGUCAGAAGUAAUAUGCCAUGACUUUGGGGACCAUCAAGGGGACCUUCUGAACUGCAAGGAGGGCAUUGUGUCUAGUGGAAAUGUCACAGAGUUCUGGGACGGCUUUGAGGAUGUAUCCAAACGUCAAAAACUGAAAAAUGGAGAAACGAUUCUUCUGAAGAUGAAAGACCAGCCUUCAGGAGAUGACUUUAGGAACAUGAUGCCAGCAAGACAUGAAGACUUCUUUAGAAUGCUGCCAGUCCCAGAAUACCUCAACCCAGAAGGGAAGUUCAACUUGGCGUCUCACAUGCCAGCAUUCUUUGUGCGCCCAGACUUAGGCCCCAGGAUGUGCAGUGCAUAUGGCGUCAUUGCUACAAAGGAUCAAGAUAUCGGCACAACAAAUCUUCACAUUGAAGUUUCAGAUAUGGUGAACAUUCUAGUGUAUGUCGGUGCAGUAAGAGGCAAUGCAUCAGCAACUAAGUCAGCCGUUUUAAAGAAGUUUGAGGAAGAGGAGUUAGAUGAAAACAUAAGGAAGAGACUGAAGGAUGCCAGCGAGCUUCCCGGAUCCCUUUGGCACAUUUAUGAGACAAAAGACGCAGACAAAAUCAGGGACUUUCUACACAAGGCUGCAAAAGAGCAGUGUCUUGAAAUCCUUCCUGAUCACGACCCAAUACGAGAUCAGAACUGGUACCUAAAUAAGAAACUCCGCCAAAGUCUCCUGGAGGAUUAUGGGGUGAAGAGCCACACACUUGUUCAAUUCCUCGGUGAUGCUGUCAUCUUGCCUGCAGGAGCUAUCUAUCAGGUGCAAAAUUUUCACAGCUGCAUCCAAGUCACUCAAGACUUUGUGUCCCCAGAACAUCUUGUUCACUCAUUUCAUUUAACACAAGAGCUUAGGAUUUCUAAAGAAGAAAUCAAUUUUGAUGAUAAACUACAGGUUAAAAACAUCUUGUACCACUCUGUGAAAGAAAUGGUACGGGCAUUGAAGAUCCAUGAAGAAGAAAUGGAAGACAUGGAGGAAUCCUGA
Molecule: messenger RNA, 7049 nt
Organism: Staurois parvus
Lineage: Eukaryota; Metazoa; Chordata; Amphibia; Anura; Ranidae
Source: the annotation of a GenBank genome assembly